Sphaeramia orbicularis (orbiculate cardinalfish) is the source of this 2083-nucleotide messenger RNA. RefSeq names its product EI24 autophagy associated transmembrane protein (gene ei24). Lineage: Eukaryota; Metazoa; Chordata; Actinopteri; Kurtiformes; Apogonidae. The record is from RefSeq and is a predicted model, not a curated record. The transcript has 11 exons. The coding region runs from base 209 to 1231 and encodes 340 amino acids. Gene Ontology annotation, biological process: macroautophagy. Gene Ontology annotation, cellular component: endoplasmic reticulum.
GUUUUUCUCGGCCCUGGCUGCUGGUAGUGGCUGCUUGGUGUUGUUGUUAUUAUAUGCAAGGAGCAAAAGAAAGCAUUAACGAAAUCAACAAACCCCCGAACCUGUCGCAUGAGGUCACUGGGUGAGCCUCUUCCUGCCAUGAGAGCUGACCACCAGGCCACCACCCCCCCUUCCUUCUGCAGUUGAUGGAUCUGCAGCUGGUCCAGAGAUGACAGACAGCGUCAGGGCCUUCCUCCGCAAUGUUGCGACGGGGAUCAAGGACUCCAUAUUGGGGAUUGGGACAAUCUCCAAGCUGGAUGCCCGCAUCCAGCAGAAAAGAGAAGAGCAGCGGAGGAGACGGGCCGGCGGCGCCCUGGCACAGCGGCGGGCACAGAGUGAAGAGCGCAAACCAGACAAUGAACCCAAAGUAGCCAGCAGGAUCUUUCAGUGCUGUGCCUGGAAUGGAGGAGUGUUCUGGCUCAGUCUGUUUCUCUUCUACCGGGUUUUCAUCCCGCUGCUCCAGACUCUGACAGCAAAAAUCAUCGGUGACCCCUCCCUCCACGGCAGCGUCUGGUCCUGGUUGGAGUUCAUCCUGACUUCGGUCUUCAGCGCUCUGUGGGUUCUGCCUCUGUUUGUCCUCAGCAAGAUCGUCAACGCCAUCUGGUUCCAGGACAUCGCUGACUUGGCCUUCGAAGUGUCUGGAUGUAAAGCUCAGCCGUUCCCUAGCGUCAGUAAAAUCAUCGCAGACAUGCUCUUCAACCUCCUCCUCCAGGCGCUCUUCCUCAUUCAGGGUAUGAUUGUCAGCCUGUUCCCGAUCGACGCCAUUGGACAGAUGGUCAGUCUGCUGCACAUGUCUCUGCUCUACUCCCUCUACUGCUUCGAGUAUCGCUGGUUCAACCACGGCAUCGAGAUGCACCAACGUCUGUCCAACAUCGAGAGGAACUGGCCCUAUUACUUCGGCUUCGGUUUGCCCAUGGCUCUGCUGACCGCCCUGCCGUCCUCCUACAUCAUCAGCGGCUGCUUGUUCUCCAUCCUCUUCCCUCUGUUCAUCAUUAGCGCCAACGAGGCCAAGACGCCAACCAAGCUGUAUCACUUCCAGCUGCGUCUCUUCUCUCUGGUCGUGUUGAUCAGCAACAAACUUUUCCAUAAGACGGUCCACCUGCAGUCGACCCUGACAUCGUCUGCGUCGUCCGAGAGGCUGGCGUCCCCCCACACCUCGCCGAGCCGCCAGCGCCUCCCGCCCAUCCAGUGACGCCCCGCCCCCUCGCAGAAGACGACAACUGACGAACGGCUUCACUCGAUGUGAACACGUGUUUCAGAAGGAUUUCUUUAAUGAAGACGAACAGCAGUUUAGGAGGAACGUUUACAUGUUUUCAGCCUGUCCACAGCCCCCGAAGCCCCACCCCCCCACCCCACUGACCCCGCCCACCAGACGCAACCAUCGACUGCCCUGUGCCUCACACUCAAACACAUUAUAUACACAGUUCGUGACUUGUUUUCUUUUAUUUGAUUGUUUUUUUUUGUAUAAUGUGCCAUUUGAGUGACUCUCCUUUAAUAAAUUACAGCACAAGAAAUCACACAGAGGUUUGAUAUGUUGAAACAAACUUUAUAAAAAAAAGAAAAAUGGAGGAUUUUACUCUGAAGAGGCCUGAGUGCGUUCAGAAACGACGCCAUUUCUUUUGUUUGUUGGUUUGACUUGGAGUACAUGUUUCCUCUGUGUUGCAAGUAACAUUCAUUCCUCAUCGUCUGAAUGCUUUCUUGCAGAUAAAUAUAUUUCUCUGUCGAUUCGUGGCGUCCUCGCAGCACUAGAACUGACAAAGAAAUGCUUUUUUAUUGUGGAAGAGUUUGAUUUUUAAUAGAAUUUUUAAAUCUUUUCAGGAGCUGCUCUUUAAAAAGGAUUGGUGACCUAGUACUGAAAACCAAAUAACAGAAAUCUUGUCAUGUGUAGACAAAAAAAGAUAAUAAUGUGUGUCUACUUUAAUGGAAACCUCGCUCUGCUGUCUGGUUUGAUGCAGAUGUUGUGAAAAAAAAAGUUGAAACCAGUAAAGGAGAAGAGUUUUCAGUGGGUGUGGAUGAACAGGAGACGAGACGACACUGCCAAACU